UCUAUGACAUCAACUUAGCUUUUGAGUACCAAAAUCAGAACACAAAAGAAUGACACACUCUUUCUCCCACCCUUCAACUGCACCUUUAACUAUCUUCCACUUUCUCCCAGGCUCAGAUCCCCCUUACAAAUUCCUCCAAACCCACCCAUCUUUUGCUCUUUUAUCAAAAUGCAAAAACAUGGAGGACCUUAAAAAAGUGCAUUCUCAGUUCAUAAAAUUUGGUUUACACAAUACCCAAUUUGCACUAAGCAAACUAAUUGAAUUUUGUGCAGUUAAUCCUAAUGCUGACUUGCCAUAUGCUUUAUCAAUCUUUAAUACUACUGAAAACCCUAAUCACGUUAUGUUUAACAUGAUAAUUAGGGGAUACUCAUUGAGUGAAUAUCCAAAUUUAGCAAUUGAAUUUUAUGAAAAAUUGCUUUUUUCCGGUAAUUUACCGAAUUCUUAUACAUUUCCAUUUGUUUUUAAAUCUUGUGCUAAAGUUAUGGAUACCCAGAUGGGGAAAGUGAUUCAUGGGCAUGUUUUUAAGCUUGGGUUGAUGACUGAUGUUUAUGUACAUGCUUCACUUAUUAAUAUGUAUGCUCAAAAUGGUGAAUUGGAUGAUGCUAGAUUGGUGUUUGAUAAAAGUUCUGAAAGAGAUGCUGUGUCUUUCACGGCAUUGAUUAAUGGGUACGCGUUGAAGGGCCGUGUGGAUGAUGCUCGUCAGCUGUUUGAUGAAAUGCCUGUAAGAGAUGUUGUUUCGUGGAAUGCUAUGAUUUCAGGGUAUACUCAGAUGGGUCGGUUUGAGGAGGCGUUAAUGUUGUUUGAGGAGAUGAGAAAAGUGGAUGUGACACCUUCGGUGAGCACGUUGUUGAGUGUUCUCUCUGCUUGUGCUCGUGCAGGUGAACUUAAAUUAGGGAGUCGGGUGCAGUCGUGGAUUGAAGAUCAUGGUCUUGGUUCGAAUAUACGUCUUGUGAAUGCCCUUAUUGAUAUGUAUGCAAAAUGUGGCAAUAUUGACAGUGCAAGGAACUUAUUCGAGGGUCUAGAGGACAAAGAUCUCGUAUCGUGGAAUGUUAUGAUUGGGGGUUAUACACAUACGGGCAAUUAUAGAGAAGCGUUGGCUGUUUUUCAUCGAAUGCAGCUGGCAAAUAUGGCGCCUAAUGAUGUUACUUUGUUGAGUAUCCUUCCGGCUUGUGGGCAUUUAGGUGCUCUAGAUCUUGGCAAGUGGAUACAUGCUUAUAUUAACAAGCAUUGUCAACACUUACAAAACACUUCUCUUUGGACUACUCUGAUAAAUAUGUAUGCAAAAUGUGGAGCCAUUGCAGCAGCAAAACAAGUCUUUCAGGGAAUGAAAACUAAAACUUUAGCUUCAUAUAAUGUGAUGAUCUCAGGGCUAGCAAUGCAUGGGGAUGCAUAUGAAGCACUGGAGCUUUUCCGGAAAAUGACAGAGGAAGGAAUGAAGCCAGAUGAUAUAACAUUCGUCAGCAUUUUAACAGCGUGUAGUCAUGCUGGUUUAGUGGAUCUUGGUCAGGAAUAUUUUAAUACCAUGAUCCAAAGCUACAACUACACACCAAAGUUGCAACAUUAUGGAUGUAUGAUUGACCUUCUAGGACGAGCAGGGAAAUUCGAUGAAGCAAUGGCCAUGAUUGAAAGCAUGGACGUGAAACCCGAUGGUGCAAUAUGGGGUUCCUUGCUAGGGGCUUGUAGAAUACACAAGAAUCUUGAGUUAGGCGAAUAUGCUGCAAAGAACCUAUUUGAACUGGAACCUGAGAAUCCUGGGGCGUACGUGCUCUUAUCCAACAUCUAUGCAGGUGCUGGGGAAUGGGACAAAGUAGCAUUGAUAAGAACCUUUUUAAAUGAUAAAGGGAUGAAGAAAGUUCCCGGCUGUACCUCCAUUGAGAUUGAUAGAGUAGUCCAUGAGUUUCUUGUUAGUGAUAGAACACAUCCGCAAAGCAACGAUAUUUAUAAGAUGCUAGAUGAAGUUGAUAGGCUAUUGGAAAUGGCUGGCCAUGUUCCAGAUACAUCUGAGGUACAUUAUGAGAUGGACGAGGAGUGGAAGGAGGGGAAGCUAAGUGAACAUAGCGAGAAGUUGGCGAUCGCCUUUGGAUUGAUCAGUACCAAACCAGGGACAACUCUCAGGAUUGUUAAGAAUCUUCGAGUGUGUGGCAAUUGUCACGAAGCCACGAAGUUAAUAUCUAAGAUAUUUAAUAGGGAGAUCAUUGCAAGAGAUAGGAACCGAUUUCACCAUUUCAAGGAUGGAUUUUGCUCAUGCAUGGACUACUGGUGAACUGAUAAAGAUCAAGCAAGUGAUGGCUCAGUAUAUGCUCUCAUGUAUUUGAGAGAAGCAAAUAACAAUAUCCGAUAAAGAUGCUACUUCUAUAGCUGAGAAAAUAACUUGGUGUCGCAGAUUAUCCAAAAUGUCGAUCAUUAAGAUGGAGUGAUGGACAUAAAUUUUGUACAUUAUUCUCUGUAAACUCCAUUGACGAUUUCAAAUACUGCAACAGUGGUACGUAAGCUUUACAAAAUAUAUACUGUAAUCUUGAAAUGGUCACGAAGAAGAUA
Nicotiana attenuata is the source of this 2538-nucleotide messenger RNA. RefSeq names its product pentatricopeptide repeat-containing protein At1g08070, chloroplastic. The transcript has a single exon. Lineage: Eukaryota; Viridiplantae; Streptophyta; Magnoliopsida; Solanales; Solanaceae. Gene Ontology annotation, molecular function: RNA binding; zinc ion binding; protein binding. Gene Ontology annotation, biological process: RNA modification. The record is from RefSeq and is a predicted model, not a curated record. The coding region runs from base 50 to 2263 and encodes 737 amino acids.